AAGAAGAAAUGCUCUGCCUAAUGAAUCUCAGUGUUGUUCUCUCUUCCAUGGUCCUCCUCAUUGUCCAGUCUAGUCAUGGUGCUGAGAUUAUUGGAGGUCAACAAGUACGGCCUCACUCGAUGCCUUUCAUGGCUCUGUUGGAGGGAAAGAAACUAUCCUGUGGAGGAAUACUGAUCAGUCCAGAUUGGGUCCUGACUGCUGCCCACUGCACUGGUAUCAAGACAGUCUUGCUGGGGGUGCACUCCAUAAAAUCAAAAAAAAAGGAAAAGAAUUCGAGGCAGGUCCUUAAGGUGAAGAAACAGAUUCUUCAUCUUCGCUAUGAUAAGACUGACAAAGUUGAUGACCUCAUGUUGCUCAAGCUCAGCAAAUCAGCAAAUGAAACUAAAACAGUAAAAUGGUUCGAUUUGGGUAAAACCAUCAAAGAGCCAGCAGUUGGCUCCACCUGUACGAUGGCUGGAUGGGGGUCGACAAACAAUGCUACCCAAAAAAAAAUGUCUGAUGUCCUGAUGGCAGUCAAUGUGACUGUGGUUGACAGGAUGAAGUGUAACUCUGACUAUUACGACUUCAAACCUCUCAUCACUAAGGACAUGAUAUGUGCUGGUUCAGAUAAUAAAGGCUGUCAGGGUGAUUCAGGUGGACCGCUGUUGUGCAGUGAAACGCUAGUCGGAGUCACUUUUUUUGUAGAGGGUUGUGGCUGGAAGAAAUUUCCUGGAAUUUACACUUUUCUGUCAAAGAAAAAACUGGACUGGAUCAAACACACAAUGAAGAAAUAUGAAAUAUGAUGAGUUCGUCCUGUGAAUGAUUCUGUAUUCUUGAUCAUGUUAAUUACUUCUAUUUUUUAUUUCUUUUAUGCAACAUUCACUUUAUCCUGAUUAGCUGUGCUGUGAAGGAAUUUACACACUCCCACAG
This is a messenger RNA of Scomber scombrus (Atlantic mackerel), 909 nucleotides long. Its product is annotated as granzyme A-like. Lineage: Eukaryota; Metazoa; Chordata; Actinopteri; Scombriformes; Scombridae. The record is from RefSeq and is a predicted model, not a curated record. Gene Ontology annotation, molecular function: serine-type endopeptidase activity. The transcript is spliced from 6 exons. The coding region runs from base 9 to 782 and encodes 257 amino acids. Gene Ontology annotation, biological process: proteolysis.